GAUUCAGAAACCACUGCUAAUUUUAAAUAGAUUUUGCCAGCUCUGUCCAUGUGUUCUGAAAAAUGAGACCAGGAGUUAUGUGUUUUACUAGUUUUCUAAACGUAGGAAAUAAAUUUGCUGUUGCAUCCAUAAGUACAGCAAAAGUACAUUUUUGUGUGUCUGUGUUGCUUCCACUCAGCCACAAAGAACAGCUUGCACAACCAGCCCAGCAAGUUCUUCCAUCGCUACUUUUAGCCUGAUUGCGUCUUUCUGCUCUGAAAGAGAUCCUCUCAGAUGAAAGCAGACAACUGAAACGCAUUGUGAGGGUGAUUUCCAUCUAUCGGUACCUGAAAGGCAUCCAGCUAAAAAACAGGGAAAUAGUCACAUUUGAAGAAAAGCCUUGUCUUGGACAUAACACCUCAGCUGCCUUCUACAAGUUUGCUUUUUGUAGUUUGAGUUUACUUCUGUACCACAGGCGAAUGGAUUACUACCGUAACAGCUUCUGUGGAAGAACUCCGGGAGUGUCCUAAUUAUCUUAAGAAUAUCAGUUGCUGUUCUGUGAUCUUUGUUACUACUCGUAGCCUUUUCCCUAAAGGAUAUUCUGGACAACAUACGUGAUACCAGAGAAACUGAGAAAGAAAUUAAUUAAACUUCAAACAUCUAGAAUGGCUCUGCUUAAGCUGCAUGGAUUUAAAAGUAAAAGCAGGAAACCCUGUAUCCAUAAUGAGAUUUGUUCAUCAGAAAAACAGCAUCUGGAGAGGGGGCUCAUGGGAUAUUAAUGAUCAUGCAGUGUAGGACACUGACGGUGGUGACCAGAACUGUGUUGCAUUGAGCUUUGUCCCCUCCUUUAGACAGUGAUACCCUGGAUAUUUCUGCUUUGCUGAACAAAACAUUUUUUAUCUCUUGUGCUGACCCAAAUGACAAGCCAUCAGAGAAACUGCAGGACAGAUGGUGACAACCAAAGUGACCCUCUCUGUGAGAUGGACUAUUCUUUGCGACAGCAGCAUCCACUUGUUUUACUGCUUUUGUUGAUCAUUGUGGGAACAUGUAUAGCCCUGAUUGCAAUCUUUUUUGCCACAGGAAGAGAUGCUACACAACAACUUGCCUUUGUCAUCACAGUCUUUGUAGCUCUUGGAGUUUUUCUCCUCAUCUUCAUCUUGGCCCUCCAGGAGUCAGUGUUCCAGAAAUGCAGGUUAGGCUUUUCUGUGGUCAUCUGGGCCUGCCUGAUCACCAUGGGGUAUACUUUCAUCUUCACAGAUGGAGUCGUCAUGGCUUGGGACCAGGUGUCGUUUUUCCUCUUCAUCACAUUCAUCGUGUACACGAUACUACCUGGCUGCACAAGGCUUGCUUUGAUCGGUGGCAUCCUCUCAUCUGUGUCCCACAUCAUUGUACUCAGCAUCUACCUCUCUGUCACUAAGGCGGUACCCAACAAAACUAGUCUUGUCUUUCAGCUGCUGGCCAAUGGGAUAAUAUUUGUUUGUGGUAACGUGGUCGGGGUGUAUCACAAAGCACUAAUGGAACAAGCACUAACGAAAACAUACCACGAGGCACUGAACUUCGUCAAGUCAAGAAUGAAACUGGAAUCCGAGAAACGUCAACAGGAACAUCUGCUGCUCUCCAUUUUGCCUGUCUACAUUGCCUUGGAGAUGAAGGCCGAAAUCAUUGCGAGACUCAAGGAGGUGCAGCCACAACAUGAGAACACCAACUUCCACAACCUCUACGUCAAACGGCACAAAAAUGUCAGCAUUCUGUAUGCAGACAUUGUGGGAUUCACUCGUCUUGCUAGUGACUGUUCCCCUAAAGAACUGGUGCUUAUGCUGAAUGAACUGUUUGGGAAAUUCGAUCAAAUUGCAAAGGAAAAUGAAUGUAUGCGAAUAAAGAUCCUAGGAGACUGUUACUACUGUGUCUCUGGCCUCCCUGUCUCUUUGCCAACUCAUGCCAAGAACUGUGUGAAAAUGGGACUGGACAUGUGCAGCGCUAUGAAAAAACUUCGAGAUGCCACAGGGGUGGACAUCAACAUGCGAGUGGGUGUUCAUUCUGGUGAUGUCCUCUGUGGGGUGAUUGGGCUGCAGAAGUGGCAAUACGAUGUGUGGUCACAUGAUGUCACACUGGCAAAUCACAUGGAAUCAGGUGGUAUUCCUGGGAGAGUCCACAUCACCGAAGCAACACUCUCUCAUCUGGACAAUGCCUAUGAAGUGGAGGAAGGAAAUGGUGGCCUGAGAGACCCCUUCCUGAAGGAGAAUGGAAUCAAUACCUACCUGGUCAUUGACCCCAAUGUUAGUGAAGCAUGCAUCGGGGAAUGUCUGUCUCCAAAACCCAAUGAAGGACAGAAGAUGAGAGCCUCAGUCCGUAUGACACGAUAUCUUGAAUCCUGGGGAGCACCAAAACCAUUCGCUCAUCUCCACAAACAAGACAGUAUUGUGACAGAACCUCCAACCUAUCCUUUGAAUAGAGAAUAUGAAUUGUCGACUCUGCCAUACACACCAGUGGAUAAGAUUAUACCUGGUAAAGUUGAAGAAGAUGUCGAAGAGAAGGUCUUACAGGUUUUUGAAGGACUGAACUCACACAGACAAUGGCAGAGGUCAAAAGAUUUUAACGUUUUAACACUGUACUUCUACGAGGCUGGAGUGGAGAAAGAGUAUCGUUUCUCACCACUACCAACAUUCAAGUAUUACAUCGGCUGUGUCUGCCUAAUCUUCAUCUGCAACUUCAUCAUUCAGAUGUUUGUCGCUGCCAAGACUUUUGCUCUUGGAAUUGCCUAUGGAGUUUCCUUUUUCCUUUUUCUGUUGCUGCUGGUUUCCUGCUUUGCUGGAGAAUUACCAGUGUGCAAAGACAAGGGGCCAAAGUUCCUACAGUGGAUCCCCCCCAUUGCUGCAAUAAUCUCCAACCAGCCAUUUCUUCGAAUCACUCUUGCAAUACUUUCCAUCCUUUCGGCUUUUAUCAUGGCUUUUUUCAGUUUUUUCUUUCAUGACCCCCUUUCCUGUUCAGCUGGAGCACAGAAUUCUACGCAGACUGUUGUGACGGAUGUAAAUUCCAGCUUAUUCUACAGCAUUCCGUAUUAUAUUUAUUGCUGUGUCCUGGGACUACUCUCGUGUUCGGUGUACCUGCGGGUGAACUUUGAAGUGAAGCUGAUCUUACUGACACUGGGACUUGUGGUUUACAAUGUGAUAUUCCUAUACAUCCAUCACGACCUCUCUGACUGUUACAUGGAUCUCCUGUAUCCCAACCAAACCAUCUCAAGGCCAAGUGUCCUGAAGGAACCCAAGCUGAUGGGCUCUGUCUCCUUCUUCGUAUUCUACAUAACUCUGCUACUGCUGGCUAGACAGAAUGAGUACUACUGUCGCCUGGAUUUCCUGUGUAAGCGAAAGUUUAAGAAGGAAUGCGAGGAAACUGAAACGAUGGAAAACCUGAACCGCAUUUUGCUUGAAAAUGUGCUGCCGGCCCAUGUUGCCCUUCAGUUCAUCGGAAAAAAUUGCCGCAAUGAAGACCUCUAUCACCAAUCGUAUGACUGUGUGUGUGUGAUGUUCGCCUCCAUCCCUGACUUCAAGGAAUUUUACUCAGAGUCAGAUGUGAAUCAUGAAGGUCUGGAGUGCUUGAGACUUCUGAAUGAAAUAAUUGCUGACUUUGAUGAGUUGCUGUCAAAACCCAAGUUUAGUGGGGUUGAAAAGAUUAAAACUAUUGGCAGUACAUACAUGGCAGCAUCAGGAUUAAACAUGUCAACAUCAGGUCAAGAAACCAUCCAACAGGAGUCUGAGAAAAGUUUAGGAGUGGUAGGAAUCAUGGUAGAGUUUGCCACAGCACUGAUGGUGAAACUGGACUACAUAAACAAGCACUCAUUCAACUCUUUCAAACUAAGAGUAGGGAUGAAUCAUGGCCUUGUGAUUGCUGGUGUGAUCGGUGCUCACAAACCCCAGUAUGAUAUUUGGGGAAAUACCGUGAAUGUGGCAAGUCGCAUGGACAGCACAGGUGUUCUAGGCAAAAUACAGGUAACUGAGGAGACAGCCAUCAUUCUUCAGAAAUUAGGAUAUACCUGCACAAACCGUGGCAUUAUAAAGGUAAAAGGGAAAGGCGAACUCAGCACAUACUUUGUUUCUACAGAUAUGGCCAGGUCAGUUUCACAAGGCAACAUGCUUAGCUGAUAAUGAGAACUGUGAAAUGGACACUUUCCCACGUAUCAUGGUGCUUCGACUCGCACAUCCAGUAGACUGAGCUCUUGUAGUCAUGUACAUAUAUUUAAAGGAAACCUUACCAAUGGGAAUGGAAUCCUUACUGCUCUGAAGGAAACCUAACCAAUGGGAAUGGAACCCUUACUGCUCUGAAGGAAACCUUACCAAUGGGAAUGGAACCCUUACUGCUCUGAAGGAAACCUAACCAAUGGGAAUGGAACCCUUACUGCUCUGAAGGAAACCUAACCAAUGGGAAUGGAAACCUUACUGCUCUGAAGGAAACCUAACCAAUGGGAAUGGAACCCUUACUGCUCUGAAGGAAACCUUACCAAUGGGAAUGGAACCCUUACUGAUACUUUCAACUGUUGAAUGUUUUCAGUUCUGGAUCAGAAAAGGCUCAAAGUUAAUCCAAAUAAGAACAAAAUUGUACUUGUGUUUUUGCAAAAAGGAAUGCCAUCAGUCAUGCCAUGGCUAGAAUAAAUAAGACUAAGAGACACCGAAGAUGUGAGUAGGGUGAAGACACACGUCCCCAUUUUUGUUGUCUGCAUUUUCUUCACUCUUAUGUUAUCAGGUUGUGACAGGAUGCAUUUAAAGGACACUGUAGUAUGGAUGAUGUUCGAAUUGAAAAAUUUAAAAGUUGUGAGUUAUUACUGACCCUUUGUCAGUGGAAUCCAAGAAGUUUUCUCUUUUGUAAGAUCCAUGUUAAAUAAAGUGGCUAGAAAUGUUUUUUUUUUUUUUUUGUCUAUACAACUAUGGCUUCUAAGGACAAUAUGAAUUUAUUGAGUCACUACAAAAAGUGCUUUCUGGCACCUGGUUGCUCACUGUUACUAAUACUGAUCUGUGGCACUUGUGUCCACCAGAGACAUAAAGAACAGGUAGCUGGUAAGUGAGAGACACAAGGAAAAGUGAAUAGCUAAACUGUUGUUGAAAUAUUGUGCGUAAUUGAACUAAUCACCAUUCACAUACCCUGUCUGCCAGUGAACGCUGAAGAAACGACAUUAACAUCAGCUGUGAAUAUCUGUGACUUAUCCACUCUUUUGUUUCAAGGCUGUUAUUAGUUAGAUAACAAACAUGUGAAUUAACUAAGAGUAAGAGCAAAGAAUAAAAGUACAAAGAAUAAAUGUUCAUAUUUUCCAUUAGAA
Molecule: messenger RNA, 5287 nt
Organism: Protopterus annectens (West African lungfish)
Lineage: Eukaryota; Metazoa; Chordata; Ceratodontiformes; Protopteridae
Product: adenylate cyclase type 2-like
Exons: 26
Coding region: 897-4118 (1073 amino acids)
Biological process (GO): intracellular signal transduction; adenylate cyclase-activating G protein-coupled receptor signaling pathway; adenylate cyclase-inhibiting G protein-coupled receptor signaling pathway
Cellular component (GO): plasma membrane
Molecular function (GO): adenylate cyclase activity
Source: RefSeq, a predicted model, not a curated record